AGAGGAGGGAUCCCUCUCCCAGGACGGACAGACGUGCAAUAGAUGUCACGUGUACAGUCAUGUGUUAGCUGAUGUUGUCAAGGACAAGAGUCACGUGAUGUAUGAAGGCAAACACAUACACUUCUCAGAGGUGGACAAUAAGCCGUUGUGCUCGUAUAGCCCAAAGCUCUGCAAGCAACGCAGACUAAAUGGCUACGCUUUCUGUAUACGGCACGUCCUGGAGGAUAAGACGGCCCCCUUCAAGCAAUGUGAAUAUGUGGCCAAGUACAACAGCCAGCGAUGUACCAACCCCAUCCCCAAGUCUGAGGACCGCAGAUACUGUAACAGCCACCUGCAGGUUCUGGGUUUUAUCCCCAAGAAGGAACGGAAAAAGAAACACGACGCUCUGGAGGACAUGCGCUCGCGGGCUCACCUGGAGUCAGUGGCUCUCAACAUAACGGUGCCCUCUCUAGCUUUGAAAGCUUCCAAUGGUCUAGAUGAACUUCCGCCAUCUCCCCCCUGUACGCGCCUGUUACCCCUCCCCGACGGGGAACUCCUGGACCCUUUUGCCUUUUACGAGGACGACACAGACGGGGAGGAGGUGGGCGCUCCUCGGAAGAGCAGCGCCAUCAAGAAGAAACUACAGAGUCGCCUUGUGCUCAACCAGAAACUCUGCCAUGACACGGACCUCUUCCAGCCGCCUCCUGAGCACUUUAGUCCCUCCCCUGUCCCUCCUCACGUCCACCCCUCCUCACCGCUCAACACACAUCUCCAACGGCAGCAGUCAGGUCUCCGUCAGCCGCCCCAGCACUCGAGCGUGAUGUCGUUCAUCUUCCCCGGACAGCAGCAGGGUUUAUUAUGCAAUCCACCACCACCUCAGACGGUCAACUUUCUGCCUCCAGGGAUGCCCGCUAAUGCAGCACCCAGUCCCGUGCAAACUUCUGGGCCAUCACUCGGCAGGAAAAUGCCUUUCACUGCUGCUCACUUGCCUGUCAGUUGCAAGGACAGCGGCAGUAACAAUCAGCGGCAUGUGGUCGUCAUGCGUCCCGCUGUCUUCUCACCUUCUGCAAGCUGCCUGGCCAGGUUGCAACAUCUGGUGCAGCUCUGUGCCAAGAGACACAGGGAGCACGGAGACCUCUUUCCUCAUUUAGGAUUGGAUUGGUCAGAAGACAGCGCCGAUGAUGACGAUGAUUAUGACGACGUAGAGGAGGCUGAGACAUUUACUCCUUUCCAGAACUCUUGGAGACCACAGAAUGGUUUGGAAGACGACAGUGGUUCCUCGCGGAGAACGCGGCUGCUUAGGCUUUGCUCGUACCUCCGGGAGAAAUACAAGCACAUGUGCAGGCAGGAGAGGGCGAGUAUCCGCCAAAAGAGAUACCGCUAUGCCUUCCGCAAAGCCUUGCUGCACGCUGCCAGUAACAACCCCGACUGUGCCGGGCAGCUGAUCCAGGAGUUACGCGGUGCCUCUCGAAACUCCUCGAGUGUGGCUCCAGCACGGCAGCAGAACACGGAUACGGGGACCUGCACUGGCAGCACAAAGGGCCAGGCCUGCAACAACAGAGCUCUGCCCUUCACUCAACACUGCUUUCAGCACAUUCUCUUGAAUCGUUCCCAGCAGCUCUUUGCUAGUUGCACAGCCAAAUUUGCCGACGGUCAGCAGUGCUCCAUCCCCGUGUUUGACAUCACGCACCAAACACCACUCUGCGAAGAGCAUGCCAAAAAAAUGGAUAACUUCCUGCGAGGGGACGGUAACCGUCGAGUGCAGCACCAGCAGCAGCAACAGCGGAAGCCACGGAAAAAGACCAAACCACCUGCGCUCACCAAAAAACACAAGAAGAAGAGGAGGAGAGGGCCGCGGAGGCCUCAGAAGCCCAUCCCUCCGGCGCUGCCGCAGGGGAACCUGGGAAUGCCUUCGACGAGCCUUGCGAUGCCAUCACAGGCCAGCAUCAGCCCUUCGACUCCGGACCUGAGUGCGGAGGAGCUUCCGGACGACAUCACCAAUGAAAUGGCAGACAUUCCAAAUGACCUCGAGCUAAACCAGGAGGAUUUCUCCGAUGUUUUACCCAGACUAACCGAUGACCUGCCGGACUUUGACUUGUUCGAAGGUAAGAACGGGGAGUUACUGCCCACCACGGAGGAGGCCGAGGAGCUGGUGCGCGCACUGCAAGCUAUGGGGUCCUACCCAGACUCUUUAGUGUGCCUGACCUCCAUGGCAGACCUAGCCCCCUCUGAAGGAGUGGACCACCGAUCCAUGACAGUGUUCCCUGGUCCGGUCCAGCCGGGGGGCAUGGGGGACCUGCUCAACAGUCGCAUCCCUACGGAGAACUUCACCAGCCUCGAGCUGGAGGACAAUCUACUGCAGUCCACCGGGGGUCACUUCCCCUCCUCGCCGCCCUCUCAGCCCGCUAACCAGCCCCCGACGUCGUGCCCCAACCUGACCUCAACCUCCACAGUAGCUCCCCCCACCACCUCCAUGCUCACUCAGACCUCCAUAACAGAGCGAACGUUUUCCCGGACGCACGCGUCCCACGUCCUGGUCAAGUCGGACGUGCCCACGUCAUCUCCCCAAGGCAGCCACUACAGCAGUGAGCAUGUGCCAUCACCAUACAGUGACCACAUAUCUUCUCCCCAUGCCAGCUCCUUCCAGACUGACACCCCUCUCCUGCUGGAAGUCCCUCUCAGCGGGGUACCAGGACCCCCACGCACAUGGAACAAUCUCCCUCUCACGCUCACCGACCCCACGCAAUUCGGCAAUCUCAUAGGCUCAGAAAGUCAUCUCAUAUCCACGUCCCUGUCCACUCCCCCGGCCACCACCCACUCUGUGACGCUGCAGCCGAUGGCCGCGCUCUCCGCGAUGCCCCAGAGCGGCUUGACAGGUUUAACGACUCCCCCCGCCCCGUCGUCCUCCUCGCUCCCAUCCUCUUCACGCGAUCUUCUGACCUCCACACAGCCCAAGCAACAGCUCCCUCAGUUCAGCGCGGCCUUCGGCCAUCAAUUGGCCUCCCACAGUGGCAUCCCGAAAGACGUGCAGCCCAGCCACAGCUCUACGGCGCCCCCGGCUGGCUUUUCCAUAGUUAGUGCCACCGCUGCAAGUGCCAACAGCGCCACACCACCCUUCACGCAAAGCAAAUGAGAGCGGUGGCCCGGCGCGACGACGGCCCUGUGGACUCACAGUCACUUACAAUCCAGUCGACUGGCAUCUGAUUGAACACCCACCUCUCUUCAUCUGCUACAUGUGUGCAAUGUGGUAAUAGUGCACUAUUUGAUAAUGAAUUUGCACAACCCUCGAUAACUUCUGUUUUCAUUCUUUUAUCGUGCAGGCCAGGCGUCUGUGAUUUUAAGUCGGUGUGAGUCCACUCUCGUUCGAUGCCUUUUUCUGGUUCGGUCAGCAGCGGGUGGGUGGGUGGUUGGGGGGGUUAACAGUGAAGACUUUGUGAUGAAAUAAACGGGUGAAAAUCGGGGCAGGAAGGACCUUCAUAGAAGAGAUUAUGUGUUACAGCGCUCAGAAUUCAUCGACGUUAGAAGCCUCAAAUCAGUGGAUCGCUUUGUUUCGCUUUGCCAGUUUUCAAGUCCUGUCUUUUUAAGAUGAUCAACUUUGCACCCUUUGCCUUGCUCAGAUGGCCAUUACACUUUAUUUUUUUUUUAUUUAAGUUUUUUUUUCCUCACCUGUUUCAUACACUGCUUCUGUCACCCCUCUGGAAAAAAAGAAAAAAGAAAGCGUACAGGUUUGUGACACUCGUGACCCUCCCCCACCCCCCCCGUUAUGUUUCAAAGCUAUUUAACUGUUUAUCAUGAUAGACUUAUAGGAUCUUUUACCGAGUCAGAUUUCACACAUGUCAUAUGAAUUUACCAAAAUACUUUUAAACGGCUGUUUUUUAUAUUGUGUAUACUGUAUAUGUGCUCAUUUAUUGGUUUGCUCAGACGUCAAAAUCCUCUGACCUCACCAUUGGUUGUGGGACUCUGAGUGGCCCUAGUAGACACUUGAAGGUAAAAAAUCUAGUUUUCUUAAAGCAAUAAACACAUUAACAUAACUCUUUAGCAUUGUAAGGUAUUUUAUCGGUCUCAUUACAUGUAGCUUCACUUGCUGGAUAAGGAGUAUAUUUCGGCCUCUAUAGCUGUUGUUUCUUACUUUACAGCGGCGGCAGCAGCAGUCAGAACUAGAGCCUAUAGAGACCAAACCAUCAGGUCAGCCUAACUUCUUCUCUCGGGUCACGCCGAGUGGAUUUUUCUUUUUUUUUUUAAAGGCUAAUACAUGAGUUUCAGUGUUAAUGGUAGAGAGGGGGGUGAUGAUCCAGGGACUUUAAGUGUCUACUCUCAAAGGUGCUCUCUGGUCCACAUAUACAAUGGUCACUAAUGACUUUCAUGUCUCGUUUAAAAGAAAAAAAAAAAAAAAAAAAAAGGCUAGCUCAGUUUCAGGGCAACCCACGGUAAUUCGUCAACCCGGAAAGAUGAAGGUAGUGAUUUGAAUCGGUGUGUCUGAGGUAAAGAAAAGUCAAGUUUUACUCUAAAGUUACAAAGAAAAAUAUAAAUAUAUACAUAUAUAUAUAUGAAAAACUGAUGCAAACCUGGGGUCUGAUUUGAAUUUUUAAAAUAAAUGUCAUACAGCAGUACAACCAUGGCUUUUGAUAGAUAUUAUAUUAGACAUUUGACAGCUUGUCAGACAUUGUUGAGUAUUAGGUAUAUAGAGUAGCGGUCUCUAUCUUGGGGUUUGUUGGUGAAUUAUUGAGUAGCAAUGGAUUGAAAAUUGUUAUUUGCAUUGUAUUCAGUGGAACCUGUGUCUUGUAGAAUGAGUCUCUCGUUUUUUAAUGGCUAUCAAAAACGAUUGUACGUUCUCUUUGAAGUCGGAGGGAUCAAUGUUUAUAUGCUGUGUAUGGUGUCUCUUUUUUGUUUUUAAAUAUUAUCCUGAUGGAGAAUAACUUUUUGAUAGCUAUUAAAAACACCAGGAAAGAAGUCUUUGCAGAGAUUGCAUGGGGCGGCAACCUUUUUUUGUGUGUGAGAGUAUUAAUAAUAAUAAUAAUAAUAUCAAUAUUUGAUUAUGGUCACUGGCUUGAUUCUCGGAGGUAUGAAACAUUGGAAUAUAUGCAUUGCCAUUUCGUUUGUUUUGUGGAGGAAAAACCAGAUCGAGUUUUUUUUUUCCUCAACAUGGAUUUGCACAGGAGUGGAUGAGGCUGGUUGGUGUUUCACAUGUCCCCGUGUGUGUCUGUCUCUUUCUGUCUUGCCUUUUUUUUUUCCGUUUAUAUGCUUGGACGCUCAUUAAAAUGAACAGCUGCCAUCAUUACCAGCUCUGAGCUCUGCACCAGACCCCCCUCCCCCUUUACCACCCCCAAAAAAAACCCUAACCCAUUUCCAGCUGUGAGAAGGCCCAGUUCUGUCUCUCCCUUCCAAAGAGAAAACACAUUAUGAAGUGUAAAACCCGUAGCUCAUAGAGACGAACGGGCUCUUCUCUAGUGACCGGCGGUGUCGGCACUAAUGGUUCAUAAAACACGGCGCCCUGAAAAGCAAAAGAAGAAUUAAAAAGAAGAAUCAGGUUGAAUGAAAAUGUUUGCAAGGCGUUACUGCUGUACCCCCCCACAUAGCAUGAGAUUAGCCACUGCACCAGUUUACUCUCUCAAAAAGAAAAAACACGUAGAACAAAACGAACAGGGCUCGUAGGCACAUUUAACUGCUUGAAUUCAGAAAUGGCUGACAAAUUCCUAUACUCAUUGAAUGUACUGUAUUACUGUUUUUAAAAGAUAGGAUGAGCAAAUCUAGUCACCUUUUGUUAUUGGUCCUUGUUUAAUUUGUCUAAGGUAUUUUUUGUAUACAAAGGUUUACAUUUUUAUGUAUAUUUUUCUUGUGUACAAAUUAUGUAAUAUGUGUACAAACACUGUAUGUUAAUAUCUGUAUAUAGUGUGAGAAAUUUGAUCUUUUUUUGUUUUUGGAUGUAUAAAUAAAACUUGCUGUGAGG
Messenger RNA from Larimichthys crocea (large yellow croaker), 5926 nucleotides. RefSeq names its product INO80 complex subunit Da (gene ino80da). Gene Ontology annotation, cellular component: nucleus. NCBI's taxonomy places the organism in Eukaryota, Metazoa, Chordata, Actinopteri, Sciaenidae. The transcript is spliced from 10 exons. The record is from RefSeq and is a predicted model, not a curated record. The coding region runs from base 98 to 3112 and encodes 1004 amino acids.